Molecule: messenger RNA, 3173 nt
Organism: Maylandia zebra (zebra mbuna)
Lineage: Eukaryota; Metazoa; Chordata; Actinopteri; Cichliformes; Cichlidae
Gene: aldh18a1
Product: aldehyde dehydrogenase 18 family, member A1
Cellular component (GO): mitochondrion; cytoplasm
Molecular function (GO): glutamate 5-kinase activity; ATP binding; glutamate-5-semialdehyde dehydrogenase (NADP+) activity
Source: RefSeq, a predicted model, not a curated record
GAAUAUUUUUUUAAACGAAGCGAAACGCUCCGUGUUCAUUCUCUUUGCUGUAAGCUGCAGCAAAAGUUUCAUCACUUAGGGGAGGAGCCGUGUCCGUCUGUGUUCAGAGCACUGCUGUGAUAAAUGAAGGAAUCAAAGCUUAAAGAAGAAGAAGGUGAACAAGAAUUAACAGAAGACAGGGGCUGGUUAGCACGCAGGACAACAUAUACCGGGACUUCAGGAGGUUAAACCAUAAAAAUGACCAUGCUGCUGCUGAGGCUCACCCUGUGUUCAAAGAUCCCCCCGGAUUCACCAAGACACUUAAGCCAGCUGCUCUCCAGAAAACUGACACAAGGUGGCCAGGGCAGGGCUCAUAGCAGCUCCUUCGCACACCGCAGUGAGCUGCGUCAGGCCAAGAGGAUCGUAGUUAAGCUCGGCAGUGCCGUCGUUACACGUGGAGAUGAGUGUGGCUUGGCUCUUGGGAGGCUGGCCUCGAUUGUGGAGCAGGUGGCUAUGUUGCAGAAUCAAGGCAGGGAGAUGAUGAUUGUCACCAGUGGAGCUGUGGCCUUCGGCAAGCAAAGACUGAGACAUGAGAUCCUGUUGUCCCAGAGUGUUCGGCAGGCGCUCCACUCUGGACACAGUCAACUCAAUGACAUGUCUUUGCCGGUGCUGGAGGCCCGAGCCUGUGCUGCAGCUGGACAGAGCGGUCUGAUGGCCCUGUAUGAAGCCAUGUUCACCCAGUACAGCACUUGUACAGCACAGGUCCUGGUGACAAAUCUGGAUUUCCACGAUGACCAAAAGAGGCAGAACCUGAACAGCACACUGCGGGAGCUGCUGCACAUGAACAUCGUGCCAAUCAUCAACACCAAUGAUGCUGUGGUGCCCCCUCCGGAGCCCAACAGCGACCUGCAGGGGGUAAAUGUGAUCAGCAUUAAGGACAACGACAGCCUGGCAGCACGGCUAGCUGUAGAGAUGAAGGCUGACCUGCUCAUCGCACUCUCUGAUGUGGAGGGACUAUACAACAGCCCCCCUGGAACAGAUGAUGCCAAGCUCAUUGACAUCUUCUACCCUGGAGACCAGCAGUCCAUCACCUAUGGUACAAAGUCUAGAGUUGGGAUCGGAGGCAUGGAGGCCAAGGUCAAAGCUGCCCUUUGGGCCUUGCACGGUGGCACCUCAGUGGUUAUUGCAAAUGGCACCAACCCCAAAGUAACAGGCCAUGUCAUCACUGACAUUGUGGAAGGCAAGAAAGUAGGAACCUUCUUCUCUGAAUUUAAACCUGCCGGCCCAUCUGUGGAGGAACAGACAGAAAUGGCGCGCCGUUCUGGAAGAGCCCUUGCAUCUCUGCAUCCAGACCAGAGGAGUGAGAUCAUCUGCCAUCUAGCAGAUCUGCUGACUGAAAGGAAGGAAGAGAUUUUGGCUGCAAACAAGAUGGAUAUGGACCUGGCUGUCAGUGCAGGCCAUUUGCCUCCAGCCAUGCUGAAGCGUCUCAGUCUGUCACCGGCCAAACUUAACAGCUUGGCAGUAGGUCUCCGCCAGAUAGCCACGGCCGCCCAGGACAGUGUGGGUCGAGUGCUGCGCAGGACCAGAGUGGCUCAUAAUUUAGAGCUGGAGCAGAUUACUGUACCCAUCGGGUUGCUUCUGGUCAUAUUUGAGGCCCGACCCGACUGCUUGCCGCAGGUAUCAACACUGGCAAUAGCCAGUGGCAAUGCCCUCCUGCUGAAAGGAGGAAAAGAGGCAGCCAACACCAACCAUGUCCUCCACCAGCUCACCCAGGAAGCUCUUUCCAUGCAUGGAGUCAAGGAGGCUGUGCAGAUGGUGAGCACCCGUGAGGAAGUGGAGGAUCUGUGCCGACUGGAUAAGAUGAUAGACUUGAUCGUCCCCCGAGGUUCAUCCCAGCUGGUGCGGGACAUUCAGCGAGCGGCCAAGGGCAUUCCUGUGCUGGGUCACAGCGAGGGAAUCUGUCACGUCUAUGUGGACUCAGAAGCCAGCAUUGACAAAGUCAUAAAAAUCGUGAGAGACUCCAAGUGUGACUAUCCAGCUGCAUGUAACGCUAUGGAAACUCUGCUGAUUCACCGGGACAUCCUCAGGACCCCUAUGUUCGACCAAAUUAUCGACAUGCUCCGCACUGAACGGGUGAAGAUUCACGCAGGCCCUCGGUUUGCCUCCUACCUGACAUUCAGCCCCUCAGAGGCAAAGUCUAUGCGGACAGAGUAUGGUGAGCUGGAGUGCUGCAUGGAGGUGGUGGACAGCAUGCAGGAGGCCGUAGAGCACAUACAUAAGUAUGGCAGCUUUCACACAGACGUUAUAAUCACGGAAAAUGAGGACACAGCAGAGAAGUUUCUUCAGCAGCUGGACAGCGCCUGUGUUUUCUGGAACGCUAGUUCACGUUUUGCAGAUGGCUACCGCUUUGGACUGGGAGCAGAGGUAGGUAUCAGCACGGCUCGUAUACAUGCCCGAGGCCCUGUAGGCCUGGAGGGCCUGCUCACAACCAAGUGGGUCCUGAGAGGUGAUGGACACACAGUAGCCGACUUCUCGGAGCAUGGUACCAUGAAGUACCUGCAUGAAAACCUGCCUGCUGGGCAGCCUUUAGCUGGACAGAGAGACAGCAACUAGGCCAGAGAGUCUGACAGCAUUCCUUUGGCCUUAUUAUUAUUUUCUCAAGAUGAUGGUUGACUGUUUUCACUAUCUUCAACUUUUGAAGCACAUAGCUGCUCAAAACAGCAAUGGUUCAUUUUAUUACUACAUUUAAAAAGAGGUUCCUAUUUAAGGACUAAGAGUCUGAAAAUAUUCUACCUCAGCUUAGGUUGGGUAAGUCAAUAAGCCCCAAUAUUAAACUAUGCAAAAACCCCAAACGGUGUUUAAACCAUGCAAAAAAAAAUACUUCACACAGAUUGAGAUUCGUCAUUAUUUUCUCAUUUGAAUUUGCACUGGGAAAACUAAUUUUAGUAAUGGUAUCUUUUAAUUAAAUUACUUUAUUUAUUUUUUUAAAGAUUUUGGUAGAAAACGAUAUUAAAACUGUUCAUUUAUUUACACAUCUAUUUAAUAACUUCAAAUUCCUUGCUUGAUGUCAUUUCUUUUUCCUUUAUUUCCUGGUAAUAUCUCACUUUAAUAAUGGUUGUCUGACUAUUCUCCCACUUUAACCUCCUAGGACCUGGCGUCCACAUAUGUGGACAUCACAUUUUGGGUUCUUUAGA